Talaromyces stipitatus ATCC 10500 is the source of this 2164-nucleotide messenger RNA. RefSeq lists its product as uncharacterized. Lineage: Eukaryota; Fungi; Ascomycota; Eurotiomycetes; Eurotiales; Trichocomaceae. Bases 1 to 1503 code for a protein of 500 amino acids. The record is from RefSeq and is a predicted model, not a curated record. The transcript is spliced from 2 exons.
AUGCGCCCGCUUACACGACAUUAUCACCAGGAAGAAUCACUCCCCGCUACAUUCUGUGAUCACCGUCACCCAAUGCAUACAGAGCGAUCAAUACGUUCUCGCAAACGAUCGCUUUCGGAGCAAAUACCUGCUGACGCACCGCCUGAGCAGCUUCUCAAGAAGCAAAAAGUCAAACAUCCUAGCGGGUCUUUGCUCCCAGCGGCGUUCUGGGAUAAUCUCUCCAAAGUCUGGCUGACACAUAACGCACUGCGGGAACUUGAUCGAAGGAAUACACAGAUUUCAGCUAUCCAGGCAACGCGGUCAUCAAGACCUGUCACUUCAAAGGACAGAAAGGAUAUUCGAAGGUUUGCGCGUCAGGGUGGUCCAGACUUAUCGGAACUAAGGGGUUAUCCACCGCCUACAAUGAAAUCUCACCGACCGUACCGUAUCCAAAAACGCAGUGUCAGCGCUUCACGAGGUUCAAGUACCUCGCGAAGCACCAAACCGUCAACUACCAAAAGUAGUGGACCGUACGAUCGCGAUUUUCACCAACAUCUAAUCGAUCAUGGGAUCUUUCCCCAUCGUUAUCGAUUCCCCGACGGACAUAUGCCUUCGAAGCCCGGCAAUUGGGAUAACAUACUUGCUAGACUUGCUCAGCCUCGACCCUCACUUUCCCCUUCCAGAUUUGCCGAUGAGGACUUUGAAGAAUUUCUUCAGAUGGAUACAGAUGCUUCGAAGGAGAAACAGGUCACGGAGAAUGUGAUUCCCUUUAUUGAAGGCAAAAAUCCAGAUAGCAAAUGUAUAGGGGGUGGUAUUCCUUUCAGGAAUCUCGACCAUCUUACGGAUGGCACUCUGGUACCUGGUAAUCCUGAUCGUUAUCAUGGGGCACGCCCGGAGCAACUCGACCGUCGGAUACGAAUUGAACUCAGUGAUCAGAUUGUUCCAUCCACGCAGCAUGAUCUACCCAUAGCGCCAAACUUCUUCCUGGCAGCGAAAGGCCCAGACGGGUCGGCAUCAGUCGCCAAAAGGCAGGCAUGCUAUGAUGGUGCAUUAGGAGCAAGGGGAAUGCACUCUCUUCAAGAGUAUGGCAAAGACGAGCCUGUUUUUGAUAAUAAUGCUUAUACAAUCUCAUCCAUAUAUCAUGAUGGCACCUUAAAAAUGUUUACCAGUCAUCCUUCAAGAUCAACUACAGCAAAUCGGACCGAGUAUUAUAUGACACAAAUCAAAGGGUGGUCUAUGACAAGUGAUCCUGAUGCGUUUCGAGAAGGCGCAACUUGGUAUCGUAACGGCAGGGAUUGGGCAAAGGAACAACGUGACGACGCAAUAAACCGAGCAAGUGAGAAAGCAGCCCAAAGCACUAUUGAGCCUACUGCCGUCAAUACCAGCUUCAGUACAGUUUGCGAAAUAUCGAGUACUGAGUCAGAGUGUAUAACUGAGCAGUCCUAUUUCUCGUUCAACGGUACAAACACAACCGAAACACACUCAUUGCAGUCGACACGCUCCCUGUCACCCAAACCAGCCUAAGUUAAACAUAACGAAUAACGAAUUCUAGACUGACCAUGCAUCUUGUUGUAUUUCUUUGCUGCGUGCUUUGGGGGAAGUCACAUUUUUCGUUACAGAAGAGGAUAACAUGCUUCCAAUCCGCUUAUGAGCUUGCGGGCUCAAGGUCUAAUUUGAACACAAUUUUCCAAGCGGUCCUGUGUCUGCUUAUUGCCCCAAGACUUGUAACUUCGUGUUCACGCUCCCCGAAAAAUCAUCCGGCGUUUUACGUUCCGGGAUAGGAUAGUAUGUAUCCUAUCACAAUUAGCCCUGCAGACAAGAAGGUGAGGAAGCUUACCAGAUGCGAUAAAUGUGAUGACCAAAUCCCAGUGGUAUCCGCACAAAAUGACUUGAUGCGACCGGUAUCACGAAAUCUGAUGCCAAGGAAAACCUCAGCAUCAGCCAUAAUGCUGAGUUCAUAUGCCUUUUUUAGAAGUGUACUCCCACGUCGGUUUCGCUGUUGUCUUUUAUGCUUUUUUUGCAACACAAUCAUGGAAUAAGUCCGAAUCUUUUGGCUAGCCAUACUGUUAUUUGUAACUAAAUUAUGGAGGAAAAGAAGUGAUCGGCUAGAGCAAAAUCCAUGUACAAACACAGCCUUUAUAUCGGUGACUAAGUGUGUUUGAGUUCAAGCGCUUCUCAAAUGGUG